GCGCAGCUCCCCUUCUAGAAUGUGCGGAACCUCGGAAAAGUGUCAAUAGGAGACCGUGUAGUUUGUCAACUUUGUCAUCGGGGUUCUGUCAAAUUCCUGACACCGGACGUACGCGAGAUCGUCUCCGUUUGAGUUUUUAUCAUCGCGACCAUGGGCGACGACAUCGAAGGGGAGCGGCAACAUCUCCUUAAAAAUGACACCUCUACGUACAGUACAAAUGACAUGAUAGGUGCCUCUCAAGAAGAUGGGAACACGGUCUCUUCUAUAGGGCCCAACGAGUUACCUCCGCCUUACCAGUCUAAUGCAAAUGCAGUGCCGAUGGUGACAUGCAGAGUGUGUCAGGCACUGAUUAAUAUUUCUGGCAAGAGAGAUCAGCAUGUUGUUAAAUGCCCUCAAUGUAACGAAGCUACGCCCAUAAGGAACGCACCACCUGGAAAAAAAUAUGUGCGUUGCCCGUGUAACUGCUUACUCAUAUGUAAGAGCUUUUCGCAACGUAUCGCCUGUCCUAGGCCAAAUUGCAAGCGUAUCAUUAACCUUGCACCUAGUCCUGUUACUCCACCUGUACUCUCUAUGCCGGGAAUGUGCAGAGUCGGCUGUGCACAUUGCCAUGAUACGUUCUUGUUUAAUUCGCUCAAUAAUUCCUUAGCCAGAUGUCCACACUGUCGCAAGGUUUCCUCCGUCGGACCAGACUUUGCUAGAGGCAGAGGAAUUACAUACAUUAUAAUUGGCAUUAUUGCCUUUGUUGUCGGCAUUGCUGUGACGGUUGGAACAUAUUCAUACGUAAAAACUAACGGAGGAAUUUAUGUGGCAUAUGUUGGUGCAUUCCUGAUAGCACUGUUAUGCUUGGGUCGCAGUAUCUACUAUUAUAGAAUGAAGAUUAGUUUUAUAGAAGGACCCAUCUAGUCUUUUUAUGGAAGAUCUAUGGAGAAUUAUGUCAGAACCCUAAUUCUUCCAACGUCGAUGUCGUAUAACCGAUUUAGAUCACACAUCGCAGUAAUAAAGCGUAAGUCCAUGUAUAUGUGCAAAUAAGUACGUAUGCGGAUUGCAAGUGUUGAUGUACACAUUGACACGCCGAUAUUAUGCAUAUAUAACGUAUAACAAAUCCAUACACGAAGCAGAGACACACGUAUACAUAUGUGCAGUUAAGUGCAUUUUCUAAUCUCUGUUUGCCUAUGUCAUUAUCUAUACCCAAAAUAAAUAAUAGAACUAUGUAAGAUCGAAUAGCUGGGGCCUGAUUUAUACGGUUCAUGACAAUGGAUGCAAAUGAGAUCAAUGAUUCAACAUGAACGCGAUAUUAAUGGAUUGACUGAGGCAUUAAAAGCAAGCGUAUUUAUAUGACAAUGUUAACUAUGGAAUGUAUUUACCAUUUAAAUAUUUUGAACAUUUUGAACGUUUGAGUCCCAUUCGACGUUCGGCUAUUAAGUUGCAUGCGUCUUUAAGAAUAUUUAGGGCAGGAGGAUGAAGGGUUAAUCGAAAUGACGAGCCAUAAGUCAGAAUUGUGCAUUUCCGAAUAAUGUUUUUUCCACUAUGUGCAAGCGAAUUGACACAUGCUAACUUUUAAGUAUGUGAGAAAAUUCAUGGUUGUAUUCUGAAGAAAUAAUAAUCCUUACGAACAAUA
Orussus abietinus is the source of this 1618-nucleotide messenger RNA. Its product is annotated as type 1 phosphatidylinositol 4,5-bisphosphate 4-phosphatase. Lineage: Eukaryota; Metazoa; Arthropoda; Insecta; Hymenoptera; Orussidae. The transcript has 6 exons. Gene Ontology annotation, molecular function: phosphatidylinositol-4,5-bisphosphate 4-phosphatase activity. Bases 151 to 903 code for a protein of 250 amino acids. Gene Ontology annotation, cellular component: lysosomal membrane; plasma membrane; late endosome membrane. The record is from RefSeq and is a predicted model, not a curated record. Gene Ontology annotation, biological process: phosphatidylinositol dephosphorylation.